UGAGUCAAAAGGUCGUGUUUAGUCGUGUCGGAGAACAAACGAGAUGGCGGCGCUAAAGAGAACGGUGUCUUGGCUGUGCUUGCUCACAGUUUUGUCAAGAUCCUGUCAAGGUCAAAAACUAGGGAACAACUGCGACUCAGAGCUCCUGGACAACCUAUCAGCUGAUCUUCAGGUGGCGCUCGAGUGCAACGCGAGCCAGUCACCUACGUGGUCCAGUCAGCAGAAGGCAGCGCUGCUUGUCCACCUGAGGAAUGUGAUGGCCGUCAUGCACACGCAUCAGCUGAGUGAAUGUCUAGGGGCGGAGCCUGUGCAAUGUCCUGAGCCGGAGGUUCCCAAGAACGGAGGCUUGGCGUGUGUGACGCUGGCCAACAGGCGUUACUGCAAACCCUUGUGCAACCACGGUUACGAUUUUGCCUUCCUGAGGACCAGUCGCCCGUUUGAGGAAUGCAGCGAUGAGACGGGCUACAAAUGGAAAAGUCAGUACGUCGGUGGAAACAGGCUGGCACUUUGCAACGAAGCCUCCAUCCAAGUCGCAGGAGCAAAGACGGCGUAUUUCCCCAAAGAUCAGGACUGCCUGACCACCAAGACCGGCAACCAUAGUCGGAGUGACAUCAUUCAGGACUUCACCGAGGAGCUGAGAAGUUUGGACUUGGAGGGAGAAGCACGGUCCACGUGUCUGGUGUGCGGCUGAAGAACAAUAAACACACUGCACCGUU
Messenger RNA from Nerophis lumbriciformis (worm pipefish), 716 nucleotides. RefSeq lists its product as uncharacterized. Lineage: Eukaryota; Metazoa; Chordata; Actinopteri; Syngnathiformes; Syngnathidae. The record is from RefSeq and is a predicted model, not a curated record.